Messenger RNA from Pisolithus orientalis, 1923 nucleotides. RefSeq names its product kinase-like domain-containing protein. Bases 1 to 1923 code for a protein of 640 amino acids. The record is from RefSeq and is a predicted model, not a curated record. NCBI's taxonomy places the organism in Eukaryota, Fungi, Basidiomycota, Agaricomycetes, Boletales, Pisolithaceae. Gene Ontology annotation, biological process: protein phosphorylation; intracellular signal transduction. Gene Ontology annotation, molecular function: ATP binding; protein serine/threonine kinase activity. Gene Ontology annotation, cellular component: cytoplasm. The transcript is spliced from 8 exons.
AUGGACGAAUCAAAGCCCGUUUACUCGGCUUCGAAGCUCGGUGAAUACACCGUCACGGGGGACAUCGCGGAAGGAACGUUUGGAAAGGUCAAAAUGGCGAUACACACUAUCACGGGACAAAGAGUCGCCAUGAAGUAUAUCUCCAAGGCAGUGAUCCAUAUGACCAAGACCAAAACACGCGUUCAACGGGAGGUAGAGUACAUGCGGACACUACGGCAUCCGCAUAUUAUCAAGCUAUACGAGGUUAUAUCCACCCCGACAGAUAUCAUAAUUGUACUUGAAUAUGCCGGUGGAGAGCUAUUCAAUUACAUCGUCGCAAACGGUCGGAUGCCGGAAGCGCGAGCACGUCGAUUCUUCCAGCAAAUCAUAUCCGGUAUCGAGUAUAGCCACAAAUUGAAGAUUGUACACCGGGAUUUGAAACCCGAGAACGUUCUACUGGACGACGACUUGAACGUCAAAAUCGCAGAUUUUGGGCUUUCGAACGAGAUAAAGGAUGGAGAUUUCCUGAAGACGAGCUGUGGAAGUCCGAACUAUGCUGCUCCGGAGGUGAUCCGAGGAGGCUUGUACACCGGUCCUGAGAUUGAUGUCUGGAGCUGUGGGGUCAUCCUUUAUGUCAUGCUCUGCGGGAGGCUGCCCUUUGAGGAUGAGGAUGUCCAAACUUUGUUCACCAAAAUCAGCCAGGGGAGUUACCAUAUACCUUCUUAUCUUAGUCCGGAUGCGCGUGGGUUAAUUAAUUCCAUGCUUGCUGUGGACCCAGUAAAGCGGAUUACCGUUCCCGAAAUAACACAACAUCCCUUUUAUACGACUGAUCUUCCGCGGUACCUCACCCCUCUUCCUCCGCCUCCUGGACCUGUAUUGGGCACCCUCUCGUCGCUCGUCGUUCAACCCAAGGCACUGGACUUCGAAAUCAUCGAGGGUCUGGGUAGGAUUGAGGAGGAUGUCGUUGAACACCUUGCGAACACGAUGGAAGGGGUGGACAAGGAAGAUAUAUGGGAGUGUUUGCGGAGAGACGAUGGUCCGCAAGGAAACGCCGUCAAGGUAGCGUAUAUGUUGCUACGUGAUAAGCGCAGACUUGGAAGAGAUUUGGCGUCAUUCGAGGAACAAGAAAGAGAUGCAAAACUUGCUGCUAUGGACCCGCGAAAUACUAUGUCGCCUGCCGCUCUGUCACCUGCCACUGACCUGGAAGAUAACCCUUUUGAAGCUGAAUUUAACGGUGAUUCCGACGAUGACGACCGAGACGACGGCCUUGACUUCUCCACGCCUUCCGUGAACGGCGAAUGCAACAACUUUGCUGUCCUCAAUUCGUCCCUUCCUCUUCCGGAUCAACUACCUGAACAACAUCACCUCGCAUCAUACGCAAAUGCCAAACGCACGUGGCCGGUUAAAGAGAAAAAGCAACAUCGUGCAAAAUGGCACUUCGGCAUUCGCAGCCGGUCGCCACCUAUGGAGGUUAUGCUCGAAAUAUACCGGACGCUGAAGACGCUCGGUAUGGAGUGGAAGGAAAAACGAAACCUUGGUGGUUUGGGAGGAGUGCGACGACAACGAUCUGGUACGAAUGCGACGCAAUUUGAUGGGAACGCACCUGUGGAUCUGAGAGCGGCCUCGAGUGUCUAUUUCGUUGAGACGCGUGCACGGGUACAAGAUGUGGUGGUUCUCAUGAAUCUACAAUUAUACAUGGUCGACUCGAUAAAUUACCUCGUCGAUUUCCACCACAAAAAGACCUACAAAGCGUCUUCAGAAUCAGGCGCCGGAAAAUUCGAUAUGGCGAAUCCGGAUACCGUCAUUCCUGAUUCGAGCUCGGACGGGCGAUCCAUCAAGGACAAAGAUCCGCUCGCAAUCAAGGAGGACGAGGUCGUAUCACCGUUUGUGUUCAUGGACGUAGCGUGCCGACUCAUCCUCGAACUCGCCGGUGGUGGCGAGUAG